UUUCUCAUAAUAACAUCUCUUGUCUGCUGUACCUUUAUUCUUUCAUUCGAUUUAUAUUAAAACAGAGUCUUUUAAAAACCGUUUUUCGUUAAACUAGCAUAACGUUUCAUUGUGACAAAUAAGGAUUACGAAUUGAGUGCGUUCGAACUAGGUAGACGUGUCUUAAAUCCAUCGUUCGCCUGUAUUACCGCGGUAGGCGAUGCCUUUCCUUCUCUUUCCAACCAAGCCAAGCCGUUUCUCCUUGACAGUCUUUCUCGCACCUUUGUUUCCCAAUGCUCUAACACUAACACUUUAGAGCGAAUCGCAACAGGCGACUUCAUUGCGCGCCGUUCGCUCGUGACCGCUCGAGCAACGAGGUUCCUCCGACAUGCGAGGUCCUUUGUCUUCUUCACUUACCGAUUUCGACUGAAUACGAGUAUAAAAAAUAAGUCGCUUAGUGUUUUCUUGAAUUUCGUCAUAAUUUCGUGUGCCAUUGUGUGAUUCAAAGAGUGACGAGAAAGAAAAAGUGUGGCCUGCGUUAAAGUGUUCCGAAACAUUUCUGAAUAAAUUUGCGGUAGGGGAAAGGAAGAGUUUGCAAGAUGUCCGAAUAUUGCGAGUACAUGUGGGACACUACGAGGGGUCACGUAAGCUCCGCUUUGGCUCGGAGUAUUUAUGAGGAGGAGGCCAGGUUCGACAAACGUGAUAAGAAACUGGCUAUUAAAACCGUCCGAGCGAUAUUGCGUGAAAUGCCGGAUGUAGAGUUGAGGCACUGCACGGACGAAUAUAUUACGCGUUUCCUGUUGGCCCGGAAGUAUCGCACAGAGCAAGCUGCCGCUCUGAUAGCCGCUUAUCAGGCGCAAGUAGCGAAUCGACAAGAUAUCUUCGGCAAUCUAACGGCUAGAGAUCCAGCCAUACAACGGGCGUUACGCGCAGGAAUACCGGGUGUACUUCCGGCGCGUGACAGAAAAGGAAGAUGCGUGCUCGUGAUUUUAGCUUCGCAGUGGGACCCGAUCGCGGUGCCAGCAUUGUCGGUUCAACGAGCUCUCUUUUUGGUCUUGGAAAUUCUGAUACAAGAUCCGAGAAAUCAGCAAUCCGGUUUCGUGGCUGUGGUAGAUUGGAGCGGAUUCUCUUUACGACAAGGCAGUGCCUUGGGCGCAGCGGCACUGCGAAACCUAAUAGCCGCUCUUCGGGGACGAUUUCCGGCCAGAUUCAAAGCUGUACACUUCUUGUCGGCACCGCUGUACGUUCAAGCCACGUUGACCCUCGUGAAACCUUUCUUAGACGAAAAAACUCGGAACAAAAUCUAUCUGCACGGAAACAAUCUGAGCACCCUGCACCAACACUUGCCCACUGACAUUUUGCCAGCGGAGCUAGGUGGCACAGGGCCAGCGUUCAAUCCAGGUCUAUGGGCUGAACCAGUUAUUCAUUCAGCUAUGAAAGAGGCCGAACUAGCCGCGAAGGAGCGGAUCGAGAAUGCAGAACGGUCUUGUGAUAAGAACCUCGAGCUGAGAGACGCAGAUAACAAUAAACCGAACGAAACAGACUCCGUAAAGUCCAACAACGUCGUGAGCAAAGAAAACGGAAGGCGAUUUUUCAAUCCCUUCGGCAGUUCUGUAAAGAAUCAAUCUGUGAGGAAACCCGGAGGGACAAACGUGGAGCUGGAUCUAAUUAGUCACAGUAAUGAAGAGGCGAGAGAAUGCAGAAAGGAUAGCAGGACGAUAAAGGAGAAUGUAGAUUCCUUUUGUAGAACCAGAGACAUGAAGUUAAAUAAUGGCAACGGUUACUUCGAUAAUAGAAGAGAACGAGACGUGGAAGAUAACUUAUUAGAGUCUCAGCCGGAGAGGAAUUUGAACAAGCCGGACAGCGACGACAACAAGGACAAUUCAUUGGAUAACAGACCAGAUAAUGCUUUGAUCGAAACAAGUAAGAUUGAGAAUCUCUCAGAAGAAGCGAAUCUCAUUACGUAAUAGAAACCUGCUCGAGCUGUUAGGUCGAAACAAAUUCAUUGAUCAAGUACUUAUACCUGAGUUGACUUUGAUUUAUUCGAAUGUCAUUAGGUUUAGGCAGGAUGCAGUAAGUACUAUGAAACAAAUUUGUAUCUCGCUGGUUUUUAAAAGAUCUAUUGUGAUAAGGUAUACAGCAUUAUUUUUAAUGUGUACUUAAAUCUUAAAUAUUGACGAGGCUUCUGUUCUUUCAUAUCAUACAAAUAAAAGACUGUUAAAUCGAAUUAGUACAUAAUUUGAAUGUUAACUGGAAAGUGAAGAAAUUUAAAUAGUAUACUGAA
Messenger RNA from Ceratina calcarata, 2263 nucleotides. RefSeq names its product clavesin-2. Gene Ontology annotation, cellular component: membrane. Gene Ontology annotation, molecular function: phosphatidylinositol bisphosphate binding. The transcript is spliced from 6 exons. NCBI's taxonomy places the organism in Eukaryota, Metazoa, Arthropoda, Insecta, Hymenoptera, Apidae. The record is from RefSeq and is a predicted model, not a curated record. The coding region runs from base 579 to 1946 and encodes 455 amino acids.